This is a messenger RNA of Triticum turgidum subsp. durum (durum wheat), 1650 nucleotides long. The record is from the annotation of a GenBank genome assembly. Lineage: Eukaryota; Viridiplantae; Streptophyta; Magnoliopsida; Poales; Poaceae.
AUGGACCCGGACUUCUCCCGGGCGAGCGGCGGCCCGAGCUUCGAGUUCGCCUUCAACUCGGUCAACUUCUCCGACCGGGUCCUGCGGAUCGAGAUCGUCGCCGGGGACGACGCGCCGGGGGCCAAGGGCGCCGCGGGCGAGGGGUGCUCCUCCAUCGCCGACUGGGCGCGCCACCGCAAGCGCCGCAGGGAGGACCUCCGCCGCGACAAAGGUGGGGAAGGUUGGCCUACGUCUCGUCAUCAUUUCGAAUGUGGAAAGUAUAUGUCAGAACCAGCAAACAUCAAAAUUGAAGCAGAUGAACGUGAUACCUAUGAGGAAACCAACGAGGAGCCUGUAGCUAUGAUAGAAGAAUCUCCACCUGAUAUUGGACAAGAUGGUGAGGAUGGAGAAAGCAGUGACUCAUCCUGGAAUAUGGAGUGCAAUCAGGUUUUGAGAGUGAAGUCUAUAUAUAUCAGCUCUGCGAUUCUAGCUGCAAAAAGUCCCUUCUUUUACAAGCUUUUCUCAAAUGGCAUGAAAGAAUCCGACCAGAGGCAUGCAACUCUUAGAAUAACUGCUUCAGAGGAAAGUGCCCUUAUGGAGCUUUUAAGUUUUAUUUACAGUGGAAAGUUGACGACCAAUCAGCCAACCCUUCUGCUUGAUAUCUUGAUGAUGUCUGACAAAUUUGAAGUUGUUUCUUGCAUGAGACACUGCAGUCAACUACUAAGAAGCUUACCUAUGACCACAGAAUCUGCACUUCUCUAUCUAGAUCUGCCUUCCAGCAUUUCAAUGGCUGCAGCAGUUCAGCCACUGACUGAUGCUGCCAAGGAAUUCCUCGCCAACAAAUACAAGGAUUUGACUAAGUUUCAGGAUGAAGUGAUGAACAUCCCCCUUGCUGGGAUUGAAGCCAUCUUAUGUAGUAAUGACCUUCAGGUGGCAUCAGAGGACGCAGUCUAUGACUUCGUGAUCAAAUGGGCUCGUGCUCAAUACUCAAGAACGGAAGAAAGACGUGAAGUCUUGGGGACUCGUUUGCUGCCACUUGUUAGGUUUUCUCAUAUGACCUGCAGGAAGUUGCGGAAGGUCCUUGCAUGCAGUGAUCUGGAUAAUGAGCAAGCAACUAAAAGUGUCACUGAUGCACUCCUGUACAAAGCUGAUGCACCACAUCGACAGCGCGCCCUUGCUACAGAUGUGUUGACCUCUAGGAAAUAUACUGAACGAGCUUACAAAUAUCGCCCACUUAAGGUGGUGGAAUUUGACCGACCGUAUCCUCAAUGCAUAGCAUACUUGGAUCUGAAGCGCGAGGAGUGUGGCCGACUAUUCCCAUCUGGGCGGAUUUACUCGCAAGCAUUCCAUCUUGCUGGACAGGGAUUCUUCCUCUCAGCACAUUGCAACAUGGAUCAGCAAAGCGCUUUCCACUGCUUUGGUCUCUUCUUGGGGAUGCAAGAGAAAGGCUCAACGAGUGUUACCGUGGACUACGAGUUUGCUGCAAGGACAAGGCCAUCGGGUGAGUUUGUCAGUAAGUACAAGGGCUGCUACACCUUCACUGGUGGAAAGGCGGUUGGCUACCGCAAUCUCUUCGCAAUUCCCUGGCCGUCGUUUAUGGCUGAUGAUAGCCUCUUCUUCAUCAAUGGGGUACUACAUCUGAGAGCAGAAUUGACCAUAAAGCAACUCUAG